AUGACUUUGCGCACUGUUAGCAGCUACUCGAGUACUAGAUUGAUUACGUUAUCGGUUAAUGUUAGUUGGUGGUUUACAGUGCCUGUUUCAAUUCAUAAAGUUUCUUGGGUGUACCUAGAUCCAGUGAUCUAUCGGUCAAUAUGGUCAAAAACUGAAGGCACAGCAAUUGCACAGCAUGGACAUUCAAGUCCGACCAGAGGUGGAGCAAUGGAUACUAUGGUUUGCCAACAGCCGUAUAUAGUGAGCGAGGUCUUCUAG
Botrytis fragariae is the source of this 258-nucleotide messenger RNA. RefSeq lists its product as uncharacterized. The coding region runs from base 1 to 258 and encodes 85 amino acids. The record is from RefSeq and is a predicted model, not a curated record. The transcript is spliced from 2 exons. Lineage: Eukaryota; Fungi; Ascomycota; Leotiomycetes; Helotiales; Sclerotiniaceae.